UCGCUACGCACGCAUGCGCGCGGCUGGGAGCUGGCUGAAUGGUCAUUGACAGAACAGAAUAAUUUUAUUACUUAUUUUAUUUAAUAAAAAAUUGAAUUAAACCCAUAAAAAACUUGUGCUUCCGUUACUUUAAAGUGUAACCGAGUUUUAGUUGCGUUAGAGUGCAGUUCGAUGUGUGAAUUAGGGAGAUAAAUAAAAAAAAAUCGAUUACAAAACGACUUUCGGUUGAUUUUUCUCGUUGUUAAAUCAUCUUUUUGUUAGUUUUGCAACAAGUGCGAGGUCCGCUAGGUGUGCUGUGUUGUGUCGAUGCGCCGGGAACUGGUUUGGGGGGACCGUUGUCUUUUUUGUGUGGUGUUGGUGUGUUAUCGGUGUAGUUAUAGUUUCGCGAGCGGAGUGCGGAGCCCGCGAUGCUGCAGCUCGGUGCAACUGCCCGCCGCUGAUUUAUCUCCCGAGUCGUCGCAUGGUCCAUAGACAAGCACGGUGGUGAAGAGGGCGUGGUCUGCGAGCGGGAUGGUCCGGGCCGGCCGCCGCAGCCCCCGCCGCCGGCGCCAUGGCAGCGCUCUCUUGCUACCAACCCUGCCGCUCGCACCUCGCGCAGCCCGCUAGGUGUCUAAACGACGACGAGGACCCGUCCCCAGCCAGCUUCCACCUCCGGCGCAGACAGUUUAUAGAGCGAUGUCACGAGGCGCGCACGCGCCCCCGUGACGUCAACGCGGACGUGCACUCGUCCGUCAAGCGCACGCGCGACGAGCUGGUGAAGCAUGCGGCGGCGACAGCGGCGGUGAACCGGCGGCUCAACGUCGAGUCCGGCUGGUCGAAGGUCGAGGAGGUGCGCAAGAAGUUUGAGGACGCCGCUGCGUCGGCGUCGUUCUCGCGGUCCUUUGAAUCGCCUCCCAGGCGCAGGCUAGCAGACUCCCUGUUCGCGAGCUUCAAGCUGCCGCGGCGGAAGGACACGAUGGCCGCGCCGCGGUCGCUCGCGCCGCAGCCGCAGCAGAAACGCAAGUCGGCCGUCGAGCUGCUCGCUGAGAGUAAGGCCUUCUACGUCAAGUCCGAGACCGUGCUCGAUCGCAAGCAGGAGCUGCCUUUGAGGGUGAGCAGUGGCCUGAGCCAGGCGAUAGCGGCCGGCGGCUGUCACCUGAUCAGCUCAGGGACCCUCACCAAUGAGGCGUGCUGCAAUCCUUACGCGACGACGAGGCUGGGUGGCGCGCGGCGGGCCGUCAGCGCGGGCGAGGGUCUGCAGAACACACUGCGGAGGCUGCUCGAGCACACCGACAGCAGGGAGAAUGUCUACAACCCCGCUUAUGCUGCGCACAAAAUCUACUCAGACCCAAGACGACUAAAAGACUACCCAGACCGGGACAUGUCACGCUCCCAGCACAACUCCGGGACAUUCUCAGGGACGUCGUCCUCAGGGACUUCCGGGUCGAAAGCUCACAAGUCGGAUCCGGAACACCGGGACAAGAUGAACCGACCACUCAGUUUUGGAGACGCCAGAGUUUUCUUCCCGGAGUCUUUUGUGAUACCCCGCCAAAGGCCUGAAGUUGUGAUCAAAAGCGCUUAUUCUAUACCGUCGAGCCACUCGAGCCCUGAGCACAUGGAGCUACCUGAGCCCGUGCUGAGCGACGGCGGGUCCCCCGGAGAGCAGAUCGGUGCCAUCAGCCCGCCGGCGCACUACGCACACUCCACUCCCAGAUAUAUCAGGUCGAACUCACACUCGCAGCCGAGUAUGCGCGAAGAGGAAGGCUGCCACAACAUCAACAGCCACAAGUCGCUGCCGGAUCUACACACACAGACGCGCUGCUACCCUGAACAUAUGAACGUGGGCGGAACAGACACGGUGGGGCGUUCCCCGCGUCGCCGCCGGCACUCGCCGCAUCAACGAACUGCCUCCUGCUCCUCCAAAGGAACCAGAUCGAACCAUUCGUCACUGAUGUCCUCGUGUGAAGCAUUCUCAGAACAUCCUUCUCCCGGCGAGGAAAACUACCAGUCAUAUAACAGUCGUUGCGGGUCUUCGUUCGCGCGCGACUCGGGCGGCUCGAGCGGGCACUACACGCAGCGCAGCGCGCCGCCGCACGCGCAGCACCGCACCGACUCCGGCUCCUCCACGCAACACGACCAAAGCCGCUACAACUACUACGCGGAGGAGUGCUACUCCCCGCUGGAGGCGGUGGUGGUGUCGGCGCCGCCGCAGUUCCAGGACGGCGCGCCCUCCCCGCCGCCGCACGCGCACGCCCACGCGCCGCACGCCGCGCACGACGCGCAUGACACGCACGACGCGCACGCUCACGCGCCACGGGUCGGGAUACAUUUUCAGGCGAGCGCGCCCCCACCGCAGUUCCAAGACGAGCCGCCUAUGUAUGACUACAACGAUUUCGAGUGCUCAUACAAGCCGCUCAAAUGCCUCACCGUCGGCCGCAAGGAGAGAGACUAUACCAGUAGAGAAUACACCAGGUACCACGAGCCGAGCACGGAGCUGGUAAGCAAGCAGCCGCAGUAUGCGCGCCCGCCGCCGCGCCUCGACGAUAACCAGGACUACGUCAAUGCCACACAGAUCUGUCCGGCGGAGGAGGUGACGUCACCGCUGGGCACCUUCAAGCGGCAGCGAUGUCUGCGGUAUAAACAACGCAGACCGCGACCCAUCCUGCGGUCCAAGUCAGACAUCUCCGACAGGUACAGACGCACCGACGGCCGCAGCCCGGCUUCAGCCCCGUGCGAGGGCGAGGACUCCCCGGACAGCCCCUCAGAGGAAUCCUCCCGGCUGCAGCAAUUCUUCGAGCGGCUCGGCCUGGAAGCACGCCAGUACGACGCGAUAGUGCGCGACCCACCGCCAGAGUCGCCUGUGUUCUUCUCCUCGGCCUCCACUGUAGACUCUAACCAGCUGGCUACUGCCGAUUAUACGGUGCAAGGUCCAGGAGUCCAGAAGCAGAUCUACCGCAACACGGAGCCGCCGAGCGUGGUGGAACGCAACGCGCGUAUCAUCAAGUGGCUGUGCCAGUGCCGGAAGACCCAAAUGCAGGUGCCGCCUUAAGCUUGACGAGACAAUCAGAUCCAUCUGAAUGAUUUCAUCAGAGGAGUUAAAAACACCACAUCGAUGCAACUCAUCUAAAAAAGCAAUAUUGCUUUUUGACACUUGGCAUUGCGCACUUACUUUUGUAUGCGCAAAUGUCAAAUUGCAAUAUUGCUUUUUAAAUGAGUUGCUUGUGUGACCUUUCCACCCCUCUGGUAAUCAAAGUAAUCAGACCUUGGUACAGGCGGUUGUAAUAACAGUUCUCAGUAACCGGCACAAAAAGAGGACAAGAAAAUGAAGUAAUGCGUUCGUUACAAGUUUUCGGCUGUAUUAGUGUUAUUUUAUCUGAGGUACGGUCACGAGCAUUAAUAUGUAUACACUUUGGUACCAUGUCACAUUAACUUUUUUGACAAAUUGAACUGUAAGUCUCACUAAAUUUCAAAUAUGUUAGUGCGACAGAGUCCUAAAGUGGGUACAUUAUAUUGCUCAUCACUGCACGGGUACGGUUAUUCUUAUUAGAGAUUGAUCUCCAAUUGAUUGGCUGUCCAAUUAAUUAAUACUGUGUCUUUGAAAGGGCCUCUUGUUUUUGUGAUUUACCACUGCCGACCCUUGGCAGAAACUAAAAGUGAUUGAAAGAAAAUUAUAAAAAGUAAAAAAACACUUUAGAAUUGCACUGACGAAUUACAAAAUGGAACUACUGAUUCAUUUCCGCGGCAAACUACUAUAAUAAUAUGAAAGAUUGUUUUUAAAAUAAGAAAACGCAAAGACUUUCUACUAUACAACCUCGUCAGAA
Molecule: messenger RNA, 3800 nt
Organism: Pectinophora gossypiella (pink bollworm)
Lineage: Eukaryota; Metazoa; Arthropoda; Insecta; Lepidoptera; Gelechiidae
Exons: 18
Coding region: 551-3028 (825 amino acids)
Source: RefSeq, a predicted model, not a curated record